CCUCCAGAGUCUCUUUCCAGCUUUCAUCUUAUCUGCUCUUAUCCCUACUUUUGUGGGAUCAGGUUAGUCUAUUGUCUUUGUGAGUUCUAGUGAAGGAGCAGACUGAGUGCUUGGGGCUGCAACAUGAUGCUGCCUCUAAACCGUCACUCAAACUGCUCCUGUGGUGCAUACCAAAACAGCCCUGGAGGCUGGAGAAUUCCUGGAGGCUGCCGAACUGCAUUUCUUAGCAUUCCUGGCAGCAACACCCAAUAGCCCAGUGGGAAAAAUUGAAGUUCAGGAGCUCAUCGUGGCAGCCUUCAUAGCUGCGCUUCAAAGGCAUUUCCCCUCGUAUUAUCUGCCUAAGACUGGGGCAAAGAGCCACCUGAUGUGGAGAAGAGAGCAAAUGAUGAGAGAAUCUUGAAAAUACCUGGGUCCUUGCCAGCUGCCAGUGGAAAGGAUGGUUGUGGAAGUCUGGUUGCAUCACUCGGCUCUUGGAAGACCAUUCUGAAUCCUGUGCUUUGCUGGAAAGCACUUGUCCCUCCCUUGGCUAGGAUGAUGCCUUUCUCUAUAGCCAACCUAUCUGGGAGACUUUGAAGACUGGGGUCCUUCACAAUACAUCACUUCUCAAUGGAGCAUGACUUUCAGGUUCCUUCUUUUGCUGCUGUCACUUCCAGCCACCUGCUCAGCCACACCCAUGAAAGGAACCCACUGGAUGAAGAAAUAGGGAGGUGCACUCUGCCCUGCUGGGACGGGACAAAGGUCUGUGAAAAGAAGAAAAGAAAAGAAUACAGAUCUCAGCCUUUCUACUCAGAUCUUCAUUACCACCCCCCCAGGUAACAGCGUGAGGACCCAGGGCCUGUGGAGUUGCCAGCCUCUGGGAAGGAGCCCUCAUAUCCAGGGUUCCAGUUGCCAUGCGGUUCUUCUUAAGGCGUUCACUUGCAGCAGCUAUUUCCCUGCUUGUGUUCCUGCUCCUCGUAAGUCUGUCUCCUUGGACCCAAGAGGAUUCUGAGACGAGGGAAGUACGACAGUGGGCCCAAGAUGUGGGGCUACAGCAACUGCACACUAACUGGAACCAACGUAGCCUCCAAAAGCUAGGGAAUGCCACCAACUUCCCGAACAUCUCUUAUCGCUAUCUUGCUGGCAUCCCCCCACCCCAGAAAAAGUUUCUGACUGUGGGGCUGUGUUCUGUCAAGCGGAAGCAAGAGAACUACCUUCUGGAAACCCUACAGUCUAUCUUUCAGCAAUCAACGCAUGAAGAGCUGAGAGACAUGGUGGUGGUGGUCCACUUAGCUGAUCCAGACCAGGAGUGGAAUUCUCAAGCACUGGAGAAAAUUGCCAAGAGGUUUGCUCCGCAAGUCCUGCUGGGCCGCCUGCUGGUCAUCCAUGCGCCUUCUGAAUACUACCCUCCCUUGGAAGGCCUGAAACGGAAUUUCAAUGAUGCCGAAGACCGUGUGCGAUUCAGAUCGAAGCAGAAUGUGGAUUACGCCUACCUCAUGAACUUUGCAGCCAACCUCUCCACCUACUUUCUCAUGAUUGAGGAUGACGUCCGUUGUUCCAAGUCCUUCUCCACGGCCAUCAGAAAGUCUGUGGCAUCUCGGGAAGGCUCCCCCUGGGUCACCCUGGAGUUCUCCAAGCUUGGCUACAUUGGCAAGCUUUACCACUCCAGCGACCUGCCCCGUCUCACUCAGUUCCUCCUGCUCUUUUACCAAGAGAUGCCCUGCGACUGGCUUUUCGUGCAUUUUCGCCUUCUUCUUACCCAGAAGGACGCGAUCCGUUUCAAGCCAUCCCUAUUCCAGCACAUUGGCCACUACUCUUCCUUCCAGGGCACAGUAAACAAGCUGAAGGAUGAAGACUUUGAAGAGGACCUCUCCACACACCCUGACAACCCCCCUGCAGAUAUGAUUACAGAUAUUAAGACGUUUGAGAAUUACGUUCCCAGCAAGGCUUACAGCAACAUGGAAGACUACUUCUGGGGCAAGGACCCCUCUGCUGGGAAUUCAUUCACGAUUGUUUUUAAGCAAGCUACCCAAAUCUUCCACAUCCAGAUCCUCACAGGCUCCAAACAGCGCCCAGGAGACUAUCUCCGGGCGGGGACUGUGGAGUUGGGCACCCAGAAGGGCCGGGGUGGCUUGCGCUGUACUAGCUACACCCCAAUUGGACACUUUAAGCAUGGAAGCUUUGACAAGCAAGGCCUGGAGGGCAGGACUGCCUCUGCCCCCGAGUGUGUGCGCAUUACAGUGACUACGACUCAGAGUGAAUGGCUGAUCAUAAGCAGCAUAAGCAUCUGGACGAAGGCUGGCCCCUGAAUUGGAUAACAAUUUUAGUUCAAGCGCUCUCAUGACAAACUUGUGACACUAAGGGUGGUAGACCGGUGGGGUUUUAAUUUAGCUGAAGCCAGUAAUUAAACAUCCUACACCAAAUCUGUAAUUCAACAGAGGGAAGGUUAGCCUCCAAGCACAAAGAAGCAUUUGGAACACAGGAUGGAACAGAGAUUUUUUUUGCCUUAGGAACUUAGAUGUUCAGGUGGCAAUCAACAUGAUGGACAGUACUAGAGCUAGAGAACUGGUGGACAGUGUCCUUCCUCCACUCUUUUGCCUCCCUGAUGCACAGAUGUGAUUGCAAAAUCACAGCUCACUUCCUUCCCAGGGUGAGUAGCUACGGGUGGCAGUAAGCCAAGAAAAGUCCUGUGAGGUGGUUUCUCUGUUUCAUCCUCCAGUUAUGUUAAUAUUUCUAUGUGCGGCUAUACACUUUUUUUAAAAAAAAAGGGAAUGUCAAUGGGAUCAUGAAUAUGAAGAUGGGCACAAGCUGUGCCAAUCUGGUGACACAGAGAACUUAAGGAGAGAAUAUCACUCUUUGGGUGCAGCUGAAAAUACUGCAUUAUUGGUGAAUGCAAAGAUUUCUAACUACCAUAGCAGCUUAUUAUGAUCAAGAAUGCAAACUCUGAUGAUAAUAAUAAUAAUAAUAAUAAUAAUAAUAAUAAUAAUUUAUUACUUAUACCCCACCCAUCUGACUGGGUUGCUGCAGCCACGCUGGGUGGCUUCCAAUAGAAUAUAAAAAACAUAAUGAAACAUCAAGCAUCAAAAACUUCCUGAAACAGAUGUUACUUUCAGAUGUCUUCUGAAAGUCAUGUAGUUGUUUAUCUCUUUGACAUCUAAUGGGAGGGCGUUCCACAGGGUGGAUGUCACUACCGAGAAAGCCCUCUGCCUGGUUCCCUGUAACCUCACUUCUCUCAGUGAGUGGAAAGACACUUAUGCCCAUUUGGAGAUGGCAAUAUUGAGUCUGUAGCUCAUGUGCUUCUAGCUUGCACUCUUUAUAAAGAUUUUAGGAGUGAGGUUACUACUAUCCAUACCAGGUCGCUCAACCAUUGCUAUUGUGUCCUUUCUUUUAGCAGAUCAAGAUAAUCAGGUGACAGCAAAAACUGCCAGGUUUUUACCAGGGGCAAUCAGAAUAAAAUCUAUUAUUUGAUUAUUAACGUAAACUUCCAGAAUGUAUUUUGUAUAGUUAAGUUUUUACCUCUGUCUUCAGUACAUUGUCUUUUACUUUAUUGCUACGGCUACCGGCUGAUGCAAAUAAAGAUUAUUCUGAUUCUGGCACCUGAUACAAUGUACUAGGGUCAAAAAUGUAGCACAGCGACCCCACAAAUGACAGUGCAACAAGACAGACAGUAGCAGUGAGUGGUAUCGUACUUCUCAUCAAAAUGACUUGAAGCACAUUUUUGCAAAAAUUCUGUCUCUAAAGAUGUUUCCCCUAAACAGCCAUGUUUGUUCACCUGUGUUAUCCUUGCUGCAUUUGAGAUUUCCCAUUAUUUAGCCAGAUAGGCUCUAUUGUUCAGUGGGGUAACUAGAUUUAACUUUUUUACUUUUAUCAUAUUGUCUGCCUUUUAAUUUAUUUGCUCAACUAGUGCUCAAAAUGCAGUCCUGAACUAAGCCACUACCAGUUUUGAUCAAGAUGGAAUAGUAUGUCAUUGUACCUUAAAUCUAUGUCAUUGUACUGUAAAUCUGAGAAAUCCCUUCCCACAAAGGACAUACGGCACUUCAGUCUCGUAUAUCUAAAAAAACUCUUGAUGACCAGGAGACUUUCCUUUGGAAGAAUAUAUGUUAAUGGCACAGAAAGACUGCUAGAUUUUUAGAAUGCAUGGGACCUGAAACAAAAAGUUUAAGUAUGGAGUGUUCCUGCUCAAUGCCAACCAGCCAAUUCUGCCCUAUUUUAGGGUGCUCCAUUCCAUCCCCCCUUCCAGAUUUCCAUUCCCAUUCCCCUCAAACACCACUCAGCAUUGCGUGGCCUUUGGGCACCAUUUUGGAACUCCCCGUACAUGAAGUUGUUUGUACUUCUGCACACCCAAAAUCUGCUACCUCUCUUGUGCCCGGAUGGAACCACACCCAGUGAUCUUUGCUAUUUGUAUCUAUGAUGGUUGAGCAGAUAUCAACUAUGGAAUGCAAAAGCCCCAUCCCUGGGCUAAUGGAAGGUCUCUCUGUGUGAAGUAACAACUCAGUUUCACAGAAUCAUAAAAUUGUAGAGUUGGAAGGGACCAGGAGGGUCAUCUGAUUCAACCCCUGCAAU
Molecule: messenger RNA, 4539 nt
Organism: Podarcis raffonei (Aeolian wall lizard)
Lineage: Eukaryota; Metazoa; Chordata; Lepidosauria; Squamata; Lacertidae
Product: alpha-1,6-mannosyl-glycoprotein 4-beta-N-acetylglucosaminyltransferase-like
Exons: 5
Coding region: 891-2285 (464 amino acids)
Biological process (GO): protein N-linked glycosylation
Molecular function (GO): acetylglucosaminyltransferase activity
Source: RefSeq, a predicted model, not a curated record